AUGAAAAGUUUCCAAAAGAAUGAAUCUCAAAUUUCGAAAAAAGGAAAUUCUAAGACCGAAACGUCUUAUAUCAAUCACGAUAAAGAUAAAAUUAAUUAUUUAUUGAUAAAAGAAAAUUCUGAUAAUAAAUCUGAAAAUAAAAUCAUCGAUUUAAAUGAUUUUCCAGCAUUGAAUUGUGAUUCUAAAACUACAGUUAAUCGCAGGCAACAACAAAUUGGUAAUAGUAGUGAAAUAAAUUGUAGAAAAUCAUGGAUAUCUGUUGUAAAUACAAACAUAAAAAAUAAUGGCGAAAAUGAAAAUAUAAAACAAACUAAUAAUAUUAACUUAUUACAAAUUAAAGAAGAUAAUAAUGAAAAGAAUAAUGAAGUUAUGAGCAAGAAGAAAAAUAAAAAAAAGGCAUCAUCUUCCAAAAAAGUUAUUGUAAAACCUGCCAAUAAUCCUUAUAAAAAAAAAAGAAGUGCUCCAAUAUCUGUUAAUUUAAUCGAAGUCAUUAAUGUUUGUAUUAUAUCCAUAAAUGUAUUUACCAUUAAUAAAAGUUGCAGUACUUUACAUGAUUUACUUUAUUUUAUUAUGUUUAGGUACUGUGAAAACCUAAUAACUCCUUCUCUCGAUUUAGCUGUAGCAGAACUCAUAAAAGAUUUAAUAAGAUUACAGGAUAGAGCAUUCAUACAUGAUCCGAUAAAAGCGAAAGCUAAAAAACGACACAUAUCUGGAUUGAGAGAAGUUAAAAAAUAUUUUACAUUAAAUAAAAUCAAAAUGCUUAUAAUUCCACCUAAUUUGGAAAAGUUACAAAUGGAAGGAAGCAUUUUUGAUACGAUAAAUGAAUUGAAAGCUUUGGCAAAAAGUCAAAAUGUACCUUGUGUAUUCGCAUUGAACAGGUACAAAUUGGGAAGGUGUACAAAAAAAAAUGUUUCAGAUAGAUUUCAAAGUGUUUUAAAAGAAUUAGAAGAUGCUAAAAAAUUAUUUGUCGAAAAAGUUCAAAAAGAAGACAAUAUUAAUAAACAAAAUGAAAUGGAAAAAAUUAAUCUUCCACUUAAAACGACUUUAAAGGAAGCUUUGGUAGAAAAUUUACACAAAAAAAAAUAA
This is a messenger RNA of Pediculus humanus corporis (human body louse), 1086 nucleotides long. RefSeq lists its product as uncharacterized. The coding region runs from base 1 to 1086 and encodes 361 amino acids. Gene Ontology annotation, molecular function: mRNA 3'-UTR binding; ribonucleoprotein complex binding; selenocysteine insertion sequence binding. The transcript has 5 exons. Gene Ontology annotation, cellular component: ribonucleoprotein complex. Gene Ontology annotation, biological process: selenocysteine incorporation. NCBI's taxonomy places the organism in Eukaryota, Metazoa, Arthropoda, Insecta, Psocodea, Pediculidae. The record is from RefSeq and is a predicted model, not a curated record.